Molecule: messenger RNA, 4689 nt
Organism: Stylophora pistillata
Lineage: Eukaryota; Metazoa; Cnidaria; Anthozoa; Scleractinia; Pocilloporidae
Biological process (GO): negative regulation of gene expression
Cellular component (GO): nucleus; cytoplasm
Molecular function (GO): NAD+ poly-ADP-ribosyltransferase activity; RNA binding; transcription corepressor activity
Source: RefSeq, a predicted model, not a curated record
CCAGCGUGACGGUGUUUCUGUCGGAAAAGUCUUUGAAUGAGCUGUCAGACAGAACAUAGCUAAGCGUUCCCCCAUUUAGAGGCUAUCAAGGACAAGUUUCAACCUAGCACCUCAUCGAAAAUGGAUGACGAAUACUCAUAUUAUGGCGAAGAUGAACGAGAAGGAAAUGAAGAUCUUUGUUUUUUUAACGUCCGUGACCAUGUUGACCAAGAUGACGGAGUUCGUGAGACAAUUGAGGAGAAUAUAGACAGAGAGUUGGAUUCAUCAUCUGCCAUAAACAAGAACAAGCAAGAAGGCCAGGAGGAGGAAGAAGAAGACUCAGAAGAAUUAGAGCGAAAAACAAAAGAACUGCAAGUGAUAUUCAAUUGUUUACCACCAGUUCUUAUCAAAAGAGUUCUCGGUCGAGAAGACGUUAAGGGAAGUAUCGAGAAAGCGAGUCGGAAGCUACAAGAGUUUCAAGAUAUGGAGAAUCCUGCAGACAGGGAGACCGCGUUAGGGCAGGGAACCACAGUGGUAACAGAAGGCGUGGUAAAAUUUGAAUACGAGGAGCACAGGGGCCAUGAUAUCAAAGGCGACGAUGAUUACGCUGAAGAAGAAGGAAAUAAAGAUCUUGGUUCUUUUAACGCCCGUGAACAUGUUGACCAAGAUGACAGGGUUCAUGAGACAAUCGAGGAGAAUAUAGACACAGAGUUGGAUUUAUCAUCUGCUAUAAACAAGAACAAGCAAGAAGACCAGGAAGAGGAAGAAGAAGACCCAGAGGAGUUAGAGCGAAAAUCAAAACAAUUGCAAGGUAUUUUCAGUUGUCUACCAUCAGUUCUUAUCAAGAGAAUUCUCCGUCGAGAAGACGUCAAGGGAAGUAUCGAGAAAGCAAGUCAGAAGCUACAAGAGUUUCAAGAUAUGGAGAAUCCUGCAGUCCUUUUUAAAAAUCCGGCUGAAGGAAAACCAUCGGCGGAAAGACCUGAAGGAAAAUUUGAAGCUACUCAGACACGCAGCUCUAUUAAGCAAGCUUGGGUGGCAGAGGGAAAACCCUACCGAGGCCCUGAACAGGAAAGUAACAGAGGGAGGAAAAAGGGAAGAAAGCCCAGGGAAAAAAAUCAAAAGCAAGGGCAAUAUGACGAUGCAGUACGACACGAUGAAGGUAGGAAUAGUUGUGAUGGUGAUAUAUCAGAUCAAAGUGAAGGGAACCAUGCUUAUAGAGGCCACAACCCAACAUCGCCACCUGAUGCACCGAAACCACAAUCAACUCGAUCACUUUCACAGUCCAGAAAACCAGAACGUUCGCAAGAAGUAACUCGGUCACCUUCACCAUCCAGCAGGAAAGUAUCGCCACGAAAACCACUGUCAGAUCCAUCACCCUCGCAAUCAGGCCAAAAAUCAACACCACCACCUGUUGCACCGAAACCACAAUCAACUCGAUUACUCGAUCACUCGACACCCAAACCGAAGGAAACGGCUAGUGGACGAGGUGGGAGGCCAGGAGGCAAUUACCGGGAACAAUAUCCAAUUCCAGGAGAUUUUCAGGAGAGCGACCAGUUUCCAGAUGCCGAAGAUCAAUCUCAGUUCAUGCUAAGGCAACUGAGCCAACGAAAUCGAGGAAGUAGAGAUUGUCAUGAAAUGCAGGUUCAUCCAGUAUCUUUGAGGGAGCUUGUCGGCAGUGAAACUAUAGCCCCCAGUUCUAUUGAUGAUUCCGAUAGAGAGAAGGUCAGACAAGAUGAACCCAGCAAAAUCGGACAGGAAGACAGCGGUAGGGCACAGAACCGCCGUAGUAACAGAGGACGUGGUCAAACUGGGAUAAGAGGAGCACAAAGCAAGUCCAGUGUGACGGGAGAGGGGCCUGCUGACAUGGUGGAAAACGGAGAAGAUCGGCCUCAAUUUGAAAGAAAUAAAUUACUAAUCCAGGGGUUAGGAGGGAAAACAACUGAAGACGGAUUGAGGAACUUUAUUGAGGCAAAGAGCGGUGGGGAAGAGGUUAAAGACGUACAGAUGCUGAAGAAUGGAAAUGCCUUGGUCAUUAUGGCCGAUAAUAUCAAAGAUUUCAGAAAAAUCAAUACCGAAUGCGAAGAAAGAGGUCUGGACGAUGCACAGGUUUCCAUUGAACAAGUCCCGGUUUGCAAAAGCAUCCUUGUCACUGGCUUUUCUAAAAAUGUUACCCAUAAUUUUAUUGAACAGUACUUUGAGAGUCCUCGAAACGGUGGGGGUCCUGUGGAGAAGGUUCACUACAUACCGAAAAGUGGCCGAGCUGUGGUUGUGUUCCAAUAUACAAAAGAUAUGGAAAGGGUAUUAACGAGACAUGAGGAGAAACCUCACGUGUUACAACAAACCCAGGUGUCAAUUGAAGUUUAUAAAGAGUUUCUAGAGGUUGAAGAAGCUGAUGUAGUAGAUGGUUCAGGUGACUUAGGAGCGACUGCAAUCAGAGCCAGUGAAGCUCGAGAGAGCAAGAAGCACGAUGCCAAACCAAAACAGUUGCACGUACCUGUGGAUCCAGAUGUCAUGGAGUAUGUCAAUUCCACAGGUUUCCAAGCUGAACUGAACAAUUUGAUGGCUGUAAAGAAGAGCGAAAUCACCUGGAAAGCCAACAAAAAAAUGGCUGUCAUAGUGUACCGUGGGGAAGAAGAGAGCAAUUCCUGGCAAUCUGAAUGCGUUAAUCAGCUGCAAAGCUACUUCGGCAAGUUUGCAAAGUGCGAUGUGCAGGUCAGCAAGGAUUUCUGGGAAGCCGUGGUAGCUAAAGUUCCCAGCAUUCGCGCCUGCUUGGGAGUUGUUCCCCCGCUGGUCAAGACUAUUCCAGAUUCAAAUGUGGCUAGGAUCGUUUCAUUAGGAACAGAUGUGAAAAGUAACGAGGAAAAGGUGAAGUCUAAGUUAGAAGAAAUCUACCGCGAGGAAACCAGAAAAACUUACUUAAAGAAGAAAAUUCCAAAUGUUCCUAAGAAGCGCUUAAUUUUUCUGAAGAAAAUAAAACUUGCUGAGAAACUUCAAGAAAAGAACAAAGAGUUGGAGAUCAAGUUCGAUGGUGAAGCUGAAGAAGUAUAUUUGGAAGGUCCCCACAAAGCCAUAGCAAGACAGAGUGGUCCACAAGUGCAACAGGAAUGCAACCAACUGGGAAAGCAAUCUCCUGGAACAGCGGUAUUAACCAACGGAGGUAGUUUACAAGUACCUUAUAUUAUUCACAUUAUUCCUGGCUCUUCAGAUAAGAAACAUCUCCAGCAAUGUUUGGAGGAGGGUCUUCGUAUUGCGGACACCAAUAACUUUCAAGCGAUCUCAAUUCCAUGUGUUGGCACAGGAGGCUACGGCUUGACUGGAGCAGACUCAGCGGAACUGACGUUCAAAGCACUAAAUGCAUUCAGUGUCCGCUGUAAAAGCAUUAAAAAGGUGAGGGUGGUUGUGUUUCAGGCUUCUAUGAUGCAGGAGUUUCUACGAGAGCAGAAGAAACAACCACUGCAAGAUAUUGAAGAAGAAGACAGUGAUGCAGAGAAUGCAGCUGCUAGGCAAACCAGAAGACUGAGACGUAGGCAGGUACCAGUCCAAGAUAAUGAAGACUUUGUAAGAAUAUCUGUGAUCGGUAAAGACAAGUUCAGCGUGAAAGGAGCCUUGAAAUCCCUGAAGAGAAAGUUAGGACCCGCUUCAACAUCCUGGCCGGGUUAUCGAACAACUAGGGGAGCACCUGAUACGCUGAAACUGAUAUCGAAAGAGACUUGGAGGGAAGAUCUAGUUCUCAGAGAACCCGAUGGCAAGGAGAAGAGGUCUGGACGAUGCAAAGGUCUGGACGAUGCACAGGUUUCCAUUGAACAAGUCCCGGUUUGCAAAAACAUCCUUGAAACUGGUUUUUAUGAAAAUGAUCAGUUCAUGUUGUACUUUGAGAGUCCAAGAAACGGUGGGGGUCCAGUGGAGAAGGUUCACUACUUACCUAAAAGUGGCCGAGCUGUGGUUGUGUUUCAAUAUAAAAAAGAUAUGGAAAGGGUGUUAACGAGACAUGAGGAGAAGCCUCACGUGUUACAACAAACCCAGGUGUCGAUUAAAGUUUAUCAAGAUUUUCUAGAGGUUGAAGAAGUUGAUGUAGCAGAUGGUUCAGGUAACUUAGGAGCGACUGCAACCGGAGCCAGGGAAGCUCGAGUGAGCAAGAAGCACGAUCCCAAAACAAAGCAGCUGCACAUACCUGUGGAUCCAGAUGUCAUGGAAUACAUCAAUUCCACAGGUUUCCAAGCUGAACUGAACAAUUUGAUGGCAGUAAAGAAAAGCGAAAUCACCUGGAAAGCCAACAACAAAAUGGCUGUAAUAGUAUACCGUGGGGGAGAAGAGAGCGAUUCCUGGCAAUCUGAAUGCGUUGACAAGAUGCAAAGUUACCUCGGCAAGUUUGCAAAGUGCGAUGUGCAGGUCAGCAAGGAUUUCUGGGAAGCUGUGGUAGCUAAAGUUCCCAGCAUUCGCGCCUGCUUGGGAGUUGUUCCCCCGCUGGUCAAGACUAUUCCAGAUUCAAAUGUGGCUAGGAUCGUUUCAUUAGGAACAGAUGUGAAAAGUAACGAGGAAAAGGUGAAGUCUAAGUUAGAAGAAAUCUACCGCGAGGAAACCAGAAAAACUUACUUAAAGAAGAAAAUUCCAAAUGUUCCGCAGAAGGGCUUAAAUUUCCUGAAGAAAAUAAAAAUUGCUGAGAAACUUCAAGAAAAGAACAAGGAGUUGGAGAUCAAGUUCGAUGGUUAA